AUGGCUCCUGUCUCUCUUUCAGGCCAAGCCAACCUGUGCCAACCUCUGCCAACCCUUGCCAACUGCCAGCAGCAGCCCUUCCCUGCAUCAUGGAUCCCCUGGAGAGCGUGGUCACACUCGGACGAGCAGGAGCCACCAGCAGGGAUGCAGAGGGCUCCAUGUGGCUGCUUCUUCAACCCCCAGCACUUCUCUGUGCAGUGGACCGUGCCUAGACCACCUCCAGCAGACACCUGCACACCGGGCUUCAGUGCUGCUACUCUGCCAGGUGCUGCCCUGCUGGGGACUGGGUACUGCGGGACCCUCCUGGCCUGGGCAGCCCCCGGGACCCCCCAGGGCCCAGCACAACACCUUGCACCCCACAACCAUCAGGGGACAGGAGCAGCGGCCCCAGUGCUGCCAGAGCCCAACCCUAGGAACCCCCACAUCAACGGGGUGCCUGCAGGGAACAACAUCGCCAGCAUGAACACCUCCAUGGGGAUAGCCCCUGGUAAUAACAUCCCCACGGGCAGCAACGUCCUCCUCAACCGCUCUUCUAACCACCAGAAUCAAAGACUUGGUGAGCCAGAUGCAGACAUUGAAGUCACUGAGGAGAUGCUCCUCAAAGAGGCUCUAAGGCUCUUUGGUAUGUCUGAGGAGAUGGAGGCAGUCAUCCAGCAUGGUUCCAGCAGCGUCAUCAUGCCUGAGGACCAUGAUGACGCCAUCAGAAAGGCUAGAACGCUGGCCCCAGCUGCCCCAGACUUGCUGAAUUCCAUCCCCAGCAAUAAAUACAUCGACGGGGUGUCUGCACAGCCCAACACCCCCAGCACAGCCACCUCCGUGGGGACAACCUUGGGAAUUAACAUCCCCCCAGGAAACGAUGUCCCUCCAAGCAGCUUUUCUGACCCCCACCAUCAAGGCUUUGAAGACAUGAAUGACAACCUUGCACGUGACAAAGAGGUGCCUCUUGACGAGGCCCUGAGGUUCUUCGGUUGCUAUGAGGACACUGAGAGGGUCAUCCAGGAGGGUCCCAGCAGCAGCCGCAUACCUGAGGACCCUGGUGGCACAGACACAGACAUCUCCCUCUGUGACUUCACCUCGCUCUCACUGCCAGAUGAGCUGCUCACCUGUGACUACGAUGCCAAUGAGAUAGCCAAAGCCAUCCAGAGCCUUGAAGACUUCACCUCGCUCUCACUGCCAGCUGAGCUGCUCACCUGUGACUACGAUGUCAAUGAGAUAGCCAAAGACAUCCAGAGCCUUGAAGACAUCGUCGAUACUGGAAAGUACCCCCAUGACUUCUGGGCUGAUGUGGGGAUGGACCUGGAACCAUCCCAGCCUGACGGUGCAGAGUACUGGGGGAUAAAGUAG
This is a messenger RNA of Pezoporus occidentalis (night parrot), 1344 nucleotides long. It is a transcript of the gene PRR22, whose product is annotated as proline rich 22. The record is from RefSeq and is a predicted model, not a curated record. The transcript has 2 exons. NCBI's taxonomy places the organism in Eukaryota, Metazoa, Chordata, Aves, Psittaciformes, Psittacidae. Bases 1 to 1344 code for a protein of 447 amino acids.